Messenger RNA from Pseudophryne corroboree (corroboree frog), 4475 nucleotides. RefSeq names its product F-box DNA helicase 1 (gene FBH1). Gene Ontology annotation, cellular component: nucleus. Gene Ontology annotation, molecular function: 3'-5' DNA helicase activity; protein binding; ATP binding. The transcript has 21 exons. Gene Ontology annotation, biological process: double-strand break repair via homologous recombination; replication fork processing. Lineage: Eukaryota; Metazoa; Chordata; Amphibia; Anura; Myobatrachidae. The record is from RefSeq and is a predicted model, not a curated record. Bases 16 to 3153 code for a protein of 1045 amino acids.
GUUUGUCCGGUGCGCAUGCGCCGGCAGCCCCGGUGCAUUAUCUACUGUGUAAAUGUGAAUCAUGAUUCAUUGUACGGACUUCUACGGAAGAGAAGAGUAGUGGAGAGCGCUGCUGCCGCGCAGAUGAGAAGGUGGAAGCAUCUCACAGAAAGGGAUUGUCAGGAAUUAUCUCAAAGCAAGGAGGGUUUGUGCUCUCUUACUCAACCUUUUAACCAAUGGAAGACCAACAGCAAUGUCCACAGAGGCCUAUAUCCACGUAGUAGGACUGAGCGGUGGUUCAGAGGAAAAACAAGAGAGGGUACUUUCAAGAGUUUAUCUGAUUAUAAACCCACAGAUGUUGCAUGCUGCAGUUCUACAAACAGCAGUGACAUAGCUGAGAUGGAAGAAGAUUUAUUCUCUAGUCAUAUGGAUGAGUACGCAGCACACUUUGACAGUGAGGCUGAUUUCCCGCCUUCAGAACCCACUUUAAGCAGAAAACGUCAAUUUUCUUCUGUGGAAAGUUGGAGCCAAGAUACAAAUGUACAUACGUCAGGAGAUAAAGCUAUGACUUCUUCCAGCAACUUGUGGAAGGAGGGAGAUGAUGAGGAUGAUCAUGAAAUGAGUCUUUUGAUGGAUUCUUGCUAUGGACUACUGGGUGUGACUGAUCAUAAGCCACUGUGUGUGCAAAUAAAUCAAUUCCCUGAUGAACUUUUGCAGAGUAUAUUUGGCUUCCUUCCAAUAGUUGACCUGUAUCAGAAUGUGAGUUUGGUUUGUCAAAAAUGGAAGGCACUCGUCGACGAUACACUGUUUAUCCCAUGGAAAAAACUGUAUCACCGGUACCUUAAGAAAGAGGGGAACGCUAUCAUGGAAAUUGAACAUAUUCUUCAGAAGAAUGGAAUAACUGCAGACAACUCCCUCUGUAUACUGAAUUUAGUGAAGUGCUUUGCUAUGUUGAUGUGUUCCAGAAUGUCUGACUUCAGUAAAACUUUGGCCUGUAUGAAGAGUCAUCAUUUAUUUGAGAUGGCUGAAACAUGUGUUACUCACAGACUGCCAGAACUGAAGACUAACACUGAGACAGUCAAUGCUUGGGCUGUAGUGGCAGUAAUUCUACUUCUAUCAACUGAAGUAGGUGAUCUCCAGAGGCUCAUAAGAUGUCUGCAGCAUUCUAGCUCAACACUAAGACUGGUUGAAAUCAUGGAAGCCUUAUACUGCCUGGCAACAAUUCUUUUUGCAAUGAGAGAGCAGAAUAUUCUUAUAAGUAACAGGAUUCACUACAAUAUCUUCUAUAGCUUAUAUCUACUAGAGAACAGCAGCUCCCAACAGAAAACCUCUCCUAAUAGAAGUGACAGAAAUAAAUCUGCCUUCAAACUCACAAACGAGCAGCAGCAUAUAAUUAACCAUGAUAUCAAAUGCGGACAAGUUGUAAAAAUUAUGGCUUUUGCAGGUACUGGAAAAACCUCUACCCUUAUUAAGUAUGCAGAGAAGAGACCAGGUCUUCGCUUUUUGUAUGCAACAUUCAACAAAUCUAUUGCAGUGCAUGCUAGGAAACUUUUCCCCAGCAAUGUGACCUGCAAAACUUUCCACUCAUUGGCCUAUCAGAAGACAGGAGUACUGUACCAACAAAGGAAGAAGCUGAACCCAUUCAAGAUUACUUCAUAUUUUGUUAACUUUGUUCUUCCUGAAGGGAAUGCUGGAUUUAUUAGAGCAAAACUAGUUGUUAAAACAUUAGAGACUUUUUUCUCUUCUGCUGAUGCCACAAUUGAGAGAGACCAUGUUCCUAUAUGGUCCAAAAAUACCAAUGGAGAAAAUGCGAUGGUUACUGUACAGGAACAGCAGUUUGCUGUGAGAGAAGCGGAUAAAAUUUGGCAAAAGAUGAAAAGUCUUGAUGAAACGCGUCAGCCAGCUUACAAAAUGACCCAUGAUGGAUAUCUGAAGCUUUGGCAGCUCCAAAAACCGAAUCUCUCUUAUUAUGAUGCUAUAUUUGUAGAUGAAGCUCAGGACUGUACUCCUUCUAUUAUGGAGGUUGUACUGUCCCAGAGGUGUGGGAAGAUUUUUGUUGGAGAUCCUCACCAGCAGAUUUAUACUUUCCGUGGGGCUGUAAAUGCUCUUUGUGAGGUACCGCAUACUCACCUGUUCUAUCUUACUCAGAGCUUCCGAUUCGGUGCUGAAAUAGCUUAUAUAGGCGCUACAAUACUUGAUGCCUGUAAGAAAGUGCGACAUAAAGCUUUAGUUGGAGGCAACCAGGAAGGUACUGUUCGUGACUGCUCCCAAACAAACGUUGCAAUCUUGUCCAGAAGUAAUGCCUGUGUGUUUGAACAAGCUGUCUCUGUUACCGACGGAGAAAAUCCCUCAAGAAUACAUAUUAUUGGGGGACCAGAAAAUUUUGGAUUAGGCAAAAUCCUUGAUAUAUGGGUAUUACUGCAGGCAGAAUCUGUGAGACAAAAAGGAGGAUAUCGUAUAAAAGACCGUUUUAUAGCAACAUGGACAAAAAAAGGCUAUUCAGCUUUAAAAAAUUAUGCAGUGAGUUCGGAAGAUAAAGAAUUGGAAGGCAAAAUUGCAAUUGUUGAAAAAUACAACAACCGAAUCCCUGAGCUGGUGAAGAGAAUAGAAAGAUGUCAUACAUCUGAUGCAACAUCUGCAGAUUAUGUUUUGGGAACAGUGCAUAAAGCUAAAGGAAUGGAGUUUGAUUCUGUGGCAGUUACUGAUGAUUUUAUAAAAGUUCCAUGUGCCAGACACAACCUACAGAGGCUACAGAUCCCAAUUAAUGUGUCAGUGGAAGAUGAAUGGAAUUUGCUCUAUGUGGCUGUAACCCGUGCAAAGAAACACAUCACUAUAACCAAAUCAGUGGAAAAUAUCCUGACUCUGGCUGGGGAGUAUUUCCUAAAAGCAGAGCUGACAAGUCAGGCAUUGAAGGAGGGCCCUGCAUUCUGUGCAUUGCAGCACUGCCAGAAUGCCAUCCCGCAACAGACACUCCUAACCAUGAGAAAACUGCCAAUAACUUAUAGCAACAAAAGCGAGGAUAAAGGCGGAUAUAUAUGCCAUGCCUGUGUGCAGCAGCGGGUUGGCCCAAUAACACAACUGAUGAUAUCUCCAGAGGUCUUGGAAACCAUGGAAGUUAAACUAGAGAACAUAGUUCUCAACAGACACCAAGAAUUGCUAAUGCAAGCUAUUUAAACUAACUAAUGGCACUUGCAGAUAUCAACUUUAGGAAAUGUAUAAUGGAAAUCAUUAGGAUGCCACUGAAUGGCAUCUGAAUGUAUCUGCUAUUAUCCUCCAACAACAUGUUUUUUUUUUCUUUUUCAUAAUGUGUAUGUAUUUUAUAGUAUUUCUUCUUUCAUGUGUUGUCAUCGAAUCAUGCCAAUUUUAUUGUGUAGCUCUCAGGUCUGACUCAUGCGCUUGCGUUCAAAUGUAAUGUAUGUUUGUGUAAAUCAAUUUCUAACACAUGAAAAAAGUUUCUUAAAAUAUUUAUAUUGGUAAAAUCUUUUUUUUUUUAAAGAGUUAAAAAAAUAAAUCUUAACCAGACGUAGAUAAUAAUGUUAUUGUUUUUCAAAACAUACAAGGUAAAAUAAUGCCACUCAUCCUAAUAUCUCCACUGAACAAUAGGGCAGGAAAAGAAACCAAAAUGUCUUGUAAAGAAAUUGCAGCAUAGAUACAGGUUAUAUACAAGUAAUAAAGAGGAACCAAAGGCAAUUAGUACAUGUCAAAAAAGAGGUGUGAGUCACAAGCUGAAAUAAACACAAAAUCAUAUGAUAAUUCAAUUACUGACCGUCUGUCUAGCCAGGCAUCCCACUUGCCCGUCAAGAGUCAUCCCAGUCAUCAAAUCAUGUUCAGAGUUCAACCAAGGGUUCUAAAUCUGCUACUAUUUCAAAAGGCAGUUUCGUCCAGUAUACAUAAAUCUAGAAUUAGAAAUUUUAUGUCCAAAAGACUAUAAUCAAAUCCCACAAAUAAACUAUCAUUACCAGUCCCAUAUUUUUAACAAUAUGCACCUUAUGAUAACCUCUAUGUAAUAUGUAGAACUGUAUUAAUAGAAAUUUAUAAGACAAGGUAUCCGUGAUCGGACUACUUAGCACCUAAUUGUCAUCAUCUCCUCAUUUAAAUUUUAAGUGCUGAUAAAGCAUGUUGAUCAGAUUCAGCAAGGAAAGAAGAGUACAAAACAGAAAGAAGUCUCCUGUCACCCACUGAGCACAAAAUAAUUUUAAUGGGAUAAUUCUGAACAUUCGGGAGUCCUGAAACAAAUUGCUAUUUAAGGGCAAGGUAUAAUUAGAGGUACAGGUUGAGUAUCCCAUAUCCAAAUAUUCCGAAAUACAGAAUUUUUUGAGUGAGACUGAGAUGGCUCAAUGUACACAAACUUUGUUUAAUGCACACAGUUAUUAAAAAUAUUGUAUUAAAUGAUCUUCAAGCUGUUGUGUAUAAGGUGUAUACGGAAGAUAAAUGAAUUGUGUGAAUGUACACAAACUUUAUUUAAUGCACAAAGUUAUUAAAAAUAUUGGCUACAA